AUGUAUGGAUUGCUGCUGGAGAAUUUGGCCGAGUAUGUGAAGACGGUUUAUGGGGAGGAACGAUGGGAGGAGAUAAGGAAGGCUGCCGGCUUGGAUUCUCCCUCAUUCUCCGUCCAUCAAGUCUACCCAGAAACACUUCUCAAUAAGUUGGCGAAGAAGUCUCUACAGAUUCUCGGCGUGACGGAGAAGGAGUUCAUGGACCAAAUGGGCGUGUUCUUCGUGAACUUCGUCAGCCAGUAUGGAUAUGACAGGGUUUUGAGUGUUCUGGGACGACACAUGCGAGACUUCCUCAACGGGCUGGAUAAUCUGCACGAGUACCUCAAGUUCUCCUAUCCGCGAAUGCGGGCGCCGUCGUUCAUCUGCGAGAACGAGACCCGCCAAGGACUCACUCUGCACUAUCGCUCCAAAAGGCGAGGCUUCGUGUACUACACAAUGGGACUCAUUCGCGAAGUCGCGCGCCAUUUCUACCACAAGGAGAUGCACAUUGAGCUGGUGCGAGAGGAAAUCCUCUUCGACACUGUUCACGUUACAUUCCAGCUGACAUUCGACAACAGAGCUUUCACACUCGCUUCGCUGGCCAUGACGCGCGAGGAAAAACACCUUCCCAUCAGUGCAUCAGUUCUCUUCGAGAUCUUUCCCUUCUGCAUUGUGUUCGGAUCCGACAUGGUGGUAAGAAGCAUAGGAAAUUCUCUGAUGGUGAUCCUGCCCGAUAUUGUGGGGAAGAAAAUCACAAAUCUCUUCGAUUUAGUUCGUCCGCUAAUCGCAUUUAAGUUCCAAACGAUUCUCAAUCGCACUAACAACAUCUUUGAACUCGUCACUGUGGAGUCGCUGAUGGAGCGGCCGAGCGAAAUGAAUCAGAAAGACGUGCUCAGCAAUGACGAUGAAAUUGAGAAUGAGAAGAAUUUGCGACUCAAAGGACAAAUGAUUUACAUGGAGAAUUGGAGGAUGAUUAUGUUUCUGGGAACUCCUGUGAUGCCCGAUUUAACGUCUCUCAUCAACACUGGACUGUACAUCAAUGAUCUCAGCAUGCAUGACUUCAGCAGAGAUCUGAUGUUGGCCGGAACUCAGCAAUCGGUGGAGCUGAAGUUGGCGCUGGACCAGGAGCAGCAGAAGUCGAAGAAGCUGGAGGAAUCCAUGAGAAAAUUGGAUGAGGAAAUGAGGCGAACUGAUGAACUGCUGUAUCAAAUGAUACCCAAGCAAGUCGCUGAUCGAUUGCGCCGAGGCGAGAAUCCAAUUGACACGUGCGAGAUGUUCGACUGCGUGUCUGUGCUGUUCUCCGACGUCGUCACAUUCACUGAGAUCUGCAGCCGAAUCACGCCCAUGGAGGUCGUCUCCAUGCUCAAUGCCAUGUACUCCAUCUUCGACACGCUCACGGAGCGCAACGGCGUGUACAAGGUGGAGACGAUCGGGGAUGCUUACAUGGUGGUGUCCGGGGCGCCCGAGAAGGAGCCCAAUCAUGCGGAGAAAGUAUGCGACAUGGCGCUCGACAUGGUGGAUGCAAUUCAGGACCUCAAAGAUCCUUCCACAGGUUCUCAUCUGAAAAUUCGCGUUGGGGUUCAUUCGGGCGCUGUUGUGGCGGGAAUUGUUGGUCUGAAGAUGCCCAGAUAUUGUCUGUUUGGCGACUCCGUCAACACCGCGUCGCGAAUGGAGUCCACAAGUUUGCCCAUGAAGAUUCACAUAUCGGAGUCCACAAAGUCCUUCCUGGGGCCAAACUACAAGAUCAACGGGCGCGGCGAGCUGGAUGUCAAGGGCAAAGGGAACAUGAAGACUUACUGGCUGGAGGAGCGCGAGCACAGAAAGCCGCUCGACAGGCGCGUGAGCAUCCCACUGUCGCCCCAGAAGGAGCCCGGCACGCCCGUGUCCGCCGCCCCGGACGACAGGAGAGUCUACUCGCCCAUCACCUUCCAGGACGUCGCGCGGCGCAGCAUCGCCGGAUCGCCCGUCAGGAGCAUUCUCAGCGGCCGAGGAAGAGAAUCCCGAUCGAACUCCACCGGCCAUGUAUUUAUGCACAGUCCGAGUGACAUGUUUGGCUCCUUGAUCAGCGACACGGAGGACUUCUUCGAGGACCUGCAAACCCACCGAGCGCAGUCGCCGCCAUCGCCGCGGAGUCUCUAUCAUCAGCGCCUGUCGGCGUCCAAAAUCAAGCCGCGGCGGCACGCCAGCGUGUCCGGGGAUGAUGAGCUGACCAGCGGCCACAGCUCAGUCCUGUCCACGCCAGUCAUCGCCGAGGAGAGCACAGACAAGAAGAAUGCAGUGCCGAAGGACACGAGCAAGAACACCCGAAAGGGCGCCACAAAUCUCACACAGACCAAAACACUCGAACAAUUAGACAAAAUGAUGGAGGAUUUCCUGGAUUCAGAUCUGCCAGGACUCUGUCCACUGAGCUUCGCUCCGCCGCCCAACUCCCACUCCGACGGGAGUCUCUGUGUGAAAGCUCACGCCACCCGAAAGCCCACCAGCCAGAGCUUCAGCCUCCACAACAAGGAUCACCAGUGCUGCUCGGGCUUCGGCCAGCAGAACGGCCGGCAUCGCGUUCACUCCAACGCCUGCAGCAUCGUCUAAUGGACAACGAGGACGCGCGCAGGAUGUGAGACUCUCAGCCUUCAGGCUCUCCUCGGAACACAGCAAGUCACCAGAAGCACCCUCACGCGCGUGUUCUGCUCACAAUUCCACCCUUUGGAUGACUGGAAUUAUCCGAGUCUCAUCACAGCUGCACUGGAUCAGGAUUUCGAUGACAAUAACAGGAUUACAGGUCCUCCCAUUGCGUCUCAUCGCCGAAAGGCUUUCCCAUCAAGUCUCCCAAGGGGGAGAUAUUAUGAUCGAAAGUGGUGUACAGCUUGAAAGUGAAAGUGGCAAAAUAUAUUAGAAUAUU
This is a messenger RNA of Phlebotomus argentipes, 2872 nucleotides long. RefSeq names its product soluble guanylate cyclase 88E (gene Gyc88E). Bases 1 to 2562 code for a protein of 853 amino acids. Gene Ontology annotation, cellular component: guanylate cyclase complex, soluble. Gene Ontology annotation, biological process: cGMP biosynthetic process; nitric oxide-cGMP-mediated signaling; response to oxygen levels. The transcript is spliced from 11 exons. The record is from RefSeq and is a predicted model, not a curated record. Gene Ontology annotation, molecular function: guanylate cyclase activity; oxygen sensor activity; heme binding. Lineage: Eukaryota; Metazoa; Arthropoda; Insecta; Diptera; Psychodidae.